Coccidioides posadasii C735 delta SOWgp is the source of this 1014-nucleotide messenger RNA. RefSeq lists its product as uncharacterized. NCBI's taxonomy places the organism in Eukaryota, Fungi, Ascomycota, Eurotiomycetes, Onygenales, Onygenaceae. Gene Ontology annotation, biological process: protein depalmitoylation. Gene Ontology annotation, cellular component: cytoplasm. Gene Ontology annotation, molecular function: palmitoyl-(protein) hydrolase activity; carboxylic ester hydrolase activity. The record is from RefSeq and is a predicted model, not a curated record.
AUCCGAAGGGGGGGAGAAAAAAAUGCAUUGACUAAACCACGGCGGUGCCCAAAGCGGGAACGGAUGCUGAAUUUGUCCUGUUAACUCCCGAUAGCCUCGUCGCGAAGUCUCACAAUCUGAUCUAGAUCGAUUCGUCGAAAAGAUUUACCUAGCUUUCGGGAAGAGACACACGGAAAGAAGCGACAAAGGAGAAGAACAACGAAGCAGCUCAUCCGCAGCCAUGCCUCGAGUACCCCAGUCCUCUGAUUUCCCGUCCUCCUUAACCCUAUCCAUCAUUCCUCCCGCUUCCCAAGCGAGCAGCAGCACAAACAUCCUUCUCAUCCUUCACGGUCUCGGCGACACUAUCAACCCAUACAACUCCUUUGCCUCAGCCUUACAUCUCCCGGAAACCACCUGUAUAACUCUCCAAGCGCCUACCCAGCUUCCGUUCCUGCUCACGGGCUACCACUGGGGCGACGAUCUCGUAUUUGAAGGUGACACAAUCGAUCCGGAUCCGGGCUUCACACGUGCCAAUCGCCUAAUCGUGCAUGAGCUUAUAGUCAACGUGUUGAUUGGAAAAUUGGGGUACAAGGCGAGGGAGAUUCUGAUCCUUGGAUACGCACAGGGUGCCGCGGUGGGGCUUGCCGCGGCCAUGGAGUUGAAUCGCCUGGAGAAAGCGGAAUAUAGAGAACUUGGAGGCGUUGUGGCUCUGGGAGGCGUUGUUCCUCUUUCCGCUGUAAAGGAGGAUGGCAGAAGAGGCAAGUCAAGGACUCCUGUGCUGCUAGUCGGCGGAAGGGGCCCAGAGAGCGCGGUGACAGACGGAGGGACGGGUCGGACGAAAGGGGAGUUUGACUUCGUGGAACUGGUACGGUGGCAGCGGAGAGGAGACGGAAUGCCGGGAAAUAGAGAGGAAAUGCUGCCUGUGAUGCAGUUCCUCUCUCGAAGGCUGCGGAGUAGAAGUGGCGUCCCUGAGGGCAGCGUUGAGCUCACUUGAAUACCCUUCCAGCCGAAUAUUGACGACGGCUGGAGCGAAUU